Molecule: messenger RNA, 759 nt
Organism: Neurospora tetrasperma FGSC 2508
Lineage: Eukaryota; Fungi; Ascomycota; Sordariomycetes; Sordariales; Sordariaceae
Exons: 3
Coding region: 185-502 (105 amino acids)
Biological process (GO): mitochondrial respiratory chain complex I assembly
Source: RefSeq, a predicted model, not a curated record
UCGCAUUCCACCGAGCAGUUCAACCUCACGUCGCCGUUGUCGCCGUCGUCGAGGAGACCCGCGAAGAGACCCGCAUCACGACCGAAGCUCAUCCACUUUCAACGCGAGUCACGACUCAGGUUCUCCCCCGCAAUUUACAACCCGCCGAGCCGACACCCAGCGCAGCGCAUACACACAGCCCGCCAUGUCGUCCGGCUAUGGCAUGAACGGGGGUCCAUCCCGGUGCUUUCCCUUUUGGCAAGAAGUGCUCGCCUGCUACGUGGUCAACAGCAACGAGGAGGACGCGUCGGGCAGAAAGAAGUGCUCGCCGAUGCUGGAGGAUUACUACGAGUGCUUGCACCACAAGAAGGAGGCCGCCAGAGUCCAAGCCCUCCAAGCUGCCUAUCGCAAAGCCGAAGCAGAAGGCGGAUACAAGGCCAACCCACCGACCGCCGGACAGAUACGGAACUUGGGAAUCCUGGGUAAGGAGGAGGAUUCCAGGGCGGUGUUGGGAUCGAAAUAAGGGCAUGGCACUGCAAUGUUGAUGAUGAUAUGCACAUACUGCUAGGGAUACGGCACUAGAACUAUUACAACAGCACGGCACCGCACGAGCGAGCCGGAGGGAAAACAGAACCAAUUUUUUGACGCCUCUUAAUCUACGGAGUCCUGGAUGUUACAAUUGCUGGGAGAUUGGGAGAACGAGGCAACGAUGUCAAAUGCGGUUUUGCUGAUAUCAGAUCUUAGUACAAGAAGUAAUUGCUGGAACAUCAGCCUACUACC